Messenger RNA from Nothobranchius furzeri (turquoise killifish), 996 nucleotides. RefSeq names its product C-reactive protein. The record is from RefSeq and is a predicted model, not a curated record. Lineage: Eukaryota; Metazoa; Chordata; Actinopteri; Cyprinodontiformes; Nothobranchiidae.
GCUUUAAAAAUGUCAAAUGUGUCAAAUUUUCUGGUUGCUUGCAGUAAAAAAUCAGACUAAAGCAAGUUAUUUCCACACAAAGCAGGUUGUGUAAGUUGGGUAAUUCUGGAGAAAAAGAAGAAGCGAAUGAAGGAAGUUUACGCUGAAACACGCUGAAGCGGGGAAACGAGGCAGAACCCGUCCUCACAAGCACACAGGCGCCAAGAUGAAGCUCCUGCUGGUCCACCUCAUGGUAGCAUGCGCUGCAGCCACUAAAGAUCUGUCUGACACCAUGCUGACCUUCCCACUGGAAACCAACACAGCUCAUGUGAGGUUGAACACCCCAAGACAGAACUUUGGUGCCGUAACCGUCUGCCACAGGUCCUUCACAGACCUCAAAAGGGAUCAUUCCUUGUUCUCCUUAGCCACGCCCACUUUCUUCAAUGGCAUCUUGAUUUUCUGGGACGCCACCAAUAAGGAGGUGGAACUCCACAUAAGGAACCAGAAUGCAGAGUACCGAGGGUUCGACUACAAGCCCAACAUGUGGCAUUCGAUCUGCACCACGUGGGACGCUGGCACUGGACUGGUGCAGCUGUGGUUUGAUGGACAGCCUUCGGUCAGGAAGUUUGUGGGAUCUGGAGCAAACAUCACAGGAUCUCCUAUUAUUAUUCUAGGACAGGAGCAGGAUAGACACGGGGCAGCGUUUGAGCUGAAGCAGUCUUUUGUUGGGAUGAUGUCCGACGUCCACAUGUGGGACUACACCCUCUCUGUCUGUGAGAUCCAGAAGUACAUGGACCAGACCAGCUUCACUCCAGGAAACACGCUGAACUGGAGAGCGCUGGAUUAUCAGACUACCGGCAACAUUCUGGAGGAAAACAGAUUCAGCCAUGUUCAGCGAUGCCCGUAGCGUGAGAGGAUUAACAUUUCUAACGUUGUGUUUUCCUGUCGAGUGAAAAUAUGAUCCGAGUUAUGAUAACCAAUAAAAACAGCUCAUUCGUGUUUUUGUGGCAAUAAUAA